Messenger RNA from Westerdykella ornata, 737 nucleotides. Its product is annotated as putative 40S ribosomal protein S15. The transcript is spliced from 5 exons. The record is from RefSeq and is a predicted model, not a curated record. NCBI's taxonomy places the organism in Eukaryota, Fungi, Ascomycota, Dothideomycetes, Pleosporales, Sporormiaceae. Bases 68 to 529 code for a protein of 153 amino acids. Gene Ontology annotation, cellular component: ribosome; cytosolic small ribosomal subunit. Gene Ontology annotation, molecular function: RNA binding; structural constituent of ribosome. Gene Ontology annotation, biological process: ribosomal small subunit assembly; translation.
ACUCCGCCCGCCCACAGUAGUCGAACGGAUUCUCGAACGGGUUCGCAUCUCGACUCACACCGCAAUCAUGGCUGACCAGGAAUAUAACGCUGAGGAGGCUGCCGAGCUCAAGAAGAAGAGAGCCUUCCGCAAGUUCUCGUACCGUGGAGUCGACCUUGACCAGCUCCUCGACCUCUCCUCCGAAGAACUCCGCGACCUCGUCCAUGCCCGUGCACGUCGUCGGUUCAACCGCGGCCUGAAGCGCAAGCCCAUGGGCCUCAUCAAGAAGCUCCGCAAGGCCAAGCAGGAGGCUAAGCCCAACGAGAAGCCCGACCUCGUCAAGACUCACCUCCGUGACAUGAUUGUCGUUCCCGAGAUGAUCGGCAGCGUCAUCGGUAUCUACUCUGGCAAGGACUUCAAUCAGGUUGAGAUCAAGCCUGAAAUGGUUGGCCACUACCUUGGAGAAUUCUCCAUCUCAUACAAGCCCGUCAAGCACGGAAGGCCGGGUAUCGGUGCCACCCACUCUUCUCGUUUCAUCCCUCUCAAAUAAAUGCUCUGGUUCCUCGGUUACAUGGGUUCUUUGGCGGGUGGAAGAAAAUGUACUUCAUGACCUACAAUGAACAUCUGGUGUUAGGUGCAUCAUCAUGCGUACCAUGUCACAACUUGAUUCGGCUCAAGCACUGUGAAACGCAUAUACCAAUAGGCAGGAUUGUAGAGUGCAUGUAGACCUCUACUAACUACAUUUUCCCGCUUCAAUC